UGUGCAACACGUGUCUUAUAUCGGAAUUAAAUGUUGUUGAGGGGUGGUUCAACGCAGGAAUUCAACAUUGAGAAGUUACAGAUUGUAGAAGCUGAAAAGAAGAAAAUUCGGCAGGAGUUUGAGCGUAAGGAGAAGCAAGUGGAAGUUCGCCGUAAAAUUGAAUAUUCAACGCAGCUGAAUGCUUCCCGAUUGAAGUUACUGCAAGCACAGGACGACCUGGUCCGCAAGAUGAAAGAAGCAGCUGAGAAUCAGCUGCGGAAUGUUGGGUCUAGUGAUAAUGAGGAUUAUCCCCAACUUCUAGAAGCACUCGUCAUCCAGGGUUUGUUGAGGUUGAAAGAGCAUUCAACACAGCUGCGGUGCCGUGAGCAAGAUCUUGAGAUGGUGCAGUCAGUGAUCGAAUCAGCGAAGAAGGCAUACGCGGAGAAACUGAAUGUCGAUGUACCGGAGGUGUUUGUCGACGAGGAGCAUUUCCUUCCUGGGCCACCAGGGUCAUCUAACCACGGCUCUUCCUGUACAGGAGGAGUGGUGUUGGCUACCAAGGACGGUCGCAUCGUCUUGGAGAAUACUUUAGAUGCACGCUUGGAAGUUGUGUUCAAGCAGCAGUUGCCUGAGAUCCGAAAGCGUUUAUUCCCCUCAGGCGGGCAAGCAGGUGCCUAGGCAUGUUAUUUUCCUUGAAUAAAAAUAAGUUAACAACUUUCAGAACAGUUGUCGAAAAGUUUUCCUUUACAAUUGAGUGGUUCUCUGUCGCUGGUCUUACAUCAGAACGAUUAUUGUAAUCUUACACAUUUGUAGUUCAUCUCUGCCACAUCAACGCCUUUGAUCUCUAUAUAAGUUGGAAAGAUGGGUUCGACGCUGAGUAAUGAAUGCAUGGCAUUUCGUGUGCUCUUGCCCACCAACUUCUUAAGUUGAUAACUAUGAGUAUCAUUGACUGUUAUGGUCAUAUUCGGCAAUGGAAUCCAGAACUGAGCAUUGUGUGACCUCUAGUUCAAGUCUUUACAUC
This is a messenger RNA of Physcomitrium patens, 1000 nucleotides long. The record is from RefSeq and is a predicted model, not a curated record. NCBI's taxonomy places the organism in Eukaryota, Viridiplantae, Streptophyta, Bryopsida, Funariales, Funariaceae.